AUGGAAAAUAUACUGCAGGAUGGGGGAAAUGAUAAAGGACACUGUUCCGCCUUGGCCCAGGACAACAGCAGGGAAAAAGAGUUAUGCAAAAUUUUAUUAAGAAUAUUCUACUGGAUGGAUGGAUUAGAGAGGAAACCUGAAGUUGUACAAGGACAACAACAUGUAAACUACGAGUGGAAAAUAAGAGAAGUGAACGGAGUGAAAGAACAGAGCAAAGAGGAACUGCAACGUUACUAUAGAUGUAUGUUAGGACAUGUGAUUAUAGUAGGGAUGUUAGGGGGACAUUGUUUCUUAGACAAAGUAGCAGAAAAAGUUAAAAAUGGUAGGCAAAGUACGAGGGACAGUAAGGGAAUAGUGGGGCAGGGGAAUACAUUAUGUGACACUGUAGAUCUCCAGAGUUUAAACUUGGGAAAAAAGUUCAUGUGGGGGGAGGUAGGUCAAUGGGUAAAUGAUUAUGAGAACCGAGAAGGUGGACUAAAAUUAUUGAAUGAGGUGAAGCGAGGGAAUAAUUCUCUGCAUAGAAGAAGGGACGAAGGACAAGAGAGUAAACAUUGCCCAGCAGGGUGGAUAAAAGGGCAAGUUAACCAAAAAACCCUAAAGGAUUUAGGAAUACAAGUCACCCCCGGGGAGGAAGACCUAAAUCUAGAAAAAGACAAUAAAACAUUAGGGAAGGAAGCUCUGGAAACAGUAGUAAAAAGGGGCCAUCAAGCAAUGAAAACCGCUGAAGCAGCAAGGAAGGAUGACGUCCAGGGAGAUGCGAAUGUAGAGGAACAAACGAAGCAAGCCAUGGUACAAGCCAUUAAGGAUGUCCUACCACCACCACCACAAACAGUCCAACCUGCACCACCAGCAAUAGCAUCAAAUCCUAAAACUGAAAACAACCAAUGUGGUAAUGUCCAAAAUCAUAUGAACACUAUGCUGGGUGAUUUAGGGGAUUACCUGAAGGCAGAGAAGGACAGAAUUAAGGACAAGUGUUCUAAAGUACAGGUGGAAGGUCAGAAUUCACCUAAUGCUAAGAAAUUUUGCAAGACCUUAUUGAAAGUAGCUUAUUGGACGAAUAGCAUGGGCAGUUGGAAGGAACUAAGAGAAAAAGAGAAAGAACCUGAAAGAGGGUUAAGGGAUUACCUUAGGUGUGUAAUGGGGAAUAGUAUUAUGAUAAAAAUCCUGGGGAAUAAAUGUAAAAUCGACAAUAUUAAGGAAAUUCUAUCAAAAGAAGCAGAAGGGAAGAAGGAAGUCUCAGAUUUUGAGAAAAUGUUGAAUGGAUGUGCGAAGCCUAAAUGUGAGAAUAUGGAAGUUAGUAUGGAGGAAAUUAAACAAAAAGCAGAAAUUUUUGUUGGGGGAAUGACCACAGGUGGAAUGCCUGAAGGGAAUAAAAUAAUGGAUUGGUUCAAGUGUUCAAAACCCAAGCCAUCCAAACCCGAUAACAAAGCAACCGAAGCAACAGCAGUACCUACAGGGAGUCCAGAACCUGAAGGGGACAAGAAUGAUAAAGGUUCUUCGUCACAAAUUCCCGCAGAACAGAAGAAUGCUGGAGAAUCCAGUCCCAAGGGCUCCUCUCGUGAAGCAAGCAGUAAUCCUCCUGGUAUCACAUGGGCAGGUACUCCAAGCGUUCGGGAUGAUAAGUUAAAUGAUCAAAAGGAUCCGGAACAUGAAGGUGUCGGCAGUGGUGAAGCUGCCGGUUUAGUACCUGGUGCCGGUGGUGCCUAUUUUGCCUUUCUUGGUAAGAGAGGAAAACGUUACAGAAGAUCUUAUCAAGUACGUGGUCCACAAUCCUUAGGAGAACAACUCCUUGGUCAUAUGGACGACCAGGCAGAUGGUCCACUUGAAUAUACCUUAGUAAAGGAACGGAAACCUCGUUCUACGCCAAUAAAAAGGAGGAAAAAACCUUCUUGUCAUCGCCGUCUUGGUCGUCGAGGUGUACGUCGCCGCAUGAUUAUUGAUAUCCAUUUCGAAGUCUUAGAGGAAUGUCAAAAAGGGGACACGAAACUGGUCCAGGAGGAUUAUUUUGAAAUUUUGGUUCAAGAAUUUAUGGGUUCCAAGUUUAUAAAAGAAGAAAAUGUUCCUAAGGAAGGUUUUCUUAAGGAACAGGUUCCAAGUUCAAAUUCCGGGUUUAGGGCGGAAGACAUUUUUCCUAAGGAGCAGGUUCCAAGUUCAGGUUUGGAUUCCAGGUUUAGGGAGGAAGACUUUGUUCCUAAGGAAGAGGAUGUUUAA
Messenger RNA from Plasmodium coatneyi, 2211 nucleotides. Its product is annotated as SICA antigen. Bases 1 to 2211 code for a protein of 736 amino acids. The transcript has 4 exons. The record is from RefSeq and is a predicted model, not a curated record. NCBI's taxonomy places the organism in Eukaryota, Apicomplexa, Aconoidasida, Haemosporida, Plasmodiidae.